Molecule: messenger RNA, 1880 nt
Organism: Anastrepha obliqua
Lineage: Eukaryota; Metazoa; Arthropoda; Insecta; Diptera; Tephritidae
Exons: 2
Coding region: 152-742 (196 amino acids)
Source: RefSeq, a predicted model, not a curated record
AGUUUGUUAUUGCGGCUAGAGUUUUCUCGGACAGUAAACAAAACCAGCUGACUAAUCGGAUUUUUGUUGUUGAAUUAAACGAGUUUUCUGAAUUUCUCUAAUAAAAUUAUUUCUAAGAACAGAGAUUUUAUUUGCGAAAUAUUAAAGGAAAAUGUCACUCGGCUACACAUUUCUAGGUUGUCCAUUUUUACUAAAUAUCGAUAACAAGGAAAUCCUUUAUGAGAUUCUGAACUACUCGGUUGAUGUGCUUCUUGGCAAUAGUGAUGAGCAUCAAAUGGAAAAACAUUGCCACAAGUAUGGGUUUCAGAAUGUGCACGAUUUCAUGUUGAUGACUCGUAAAAUUGCGCGUGCCUACAGGUCACACUACGAAAAUGAAAAUUCCACGGAAGCGGAAUUGCUCUACGAAUUUAGUAAUUUAAGUCCUGAAUUCCAGCGAUUGGUACCAGCAGUAUAUGAGGCGCGUAAAUCAGAAAUUGGAAAAUAUAUGUUGCAGCUGCAUAAUGCCCAAGAACAUCCGUUGGUAUUGUCAUUCGACUAUGAUGCUCGUGUGGUACUUGGAGAUAGUAGCUUCGCUCAAAAUUACCGUGAACUAGUACGACUAUACUUCAAUUGCUGUGAUGCGAAUGGCAAAAUAAGCAAAAUACAUUUUGAAAUGAAUCCAGAUAAAUUGAAUGAAUUUAUUAUGGCCUUGGAAGAAGCACUUGCCAAAGAUAACAAUAAAAGUAGUCUCAUGCAGCCCUAAAAUUAGGCAGUUUUUUCUGAAUGUUUAAGUUCGUUGGAAAAAAUGUGUACUAUCAUUUUCGGGGAACUCUGGAAAGUUUUGUUACGUAUGUAUGUGUGUAUUUAUCAAAUACUCCCGCCUCCUUCAUAUUUCCCGUGCUUAGAUAGUAAUAAGUUAAUAAAGUAGUAAAACGUAGUACAUUACACACUUUGUAUAGCGACCUAAAGUAUUUACACAAAAAAAGAAGUUAAUAAACAAAAAUACAGGCUCUCAACCACCCGCGAAUCCCAUGUAUCACCCUUUAUAGUCCUCCCAAUAAAUAAACUGCAACAGCAACAAGUAUUGUUGUUGUAACAGUAUAAAAAUGUCUAAUUUUGAUUUGCUGAAGUGAUAGUCCUUGCGUAGACUCGCGUCAUGGGACGAAAACAACGUCCUUGCAUCUUGUAUCGGUACUUCAGAAGAACGAACAAACGCUUCGUUCCCAGGACAGCCGGUUCUACGUAACCGGAACGACCCGAAUAUAUGUACAUCUACUCGUAUACGGCCAAGGACUGUCACUUCAGCAGCAUUCCCCGUAUAUGUAUGGGGAAUGCCAAUGAUGUUACAAUAACAACAACGAGCAAUGGCGACGCGUUCUUCCACGACAAGCAGUUCUUCAUCUGGCCAACUGGUACUGUCGCUACAUGUAUAGGGAUGUUUAUGCUGCUACCACAACGGUUGGUAUGUAGUAAGAUGGUAACUCGCACUCGCGCGAUCACUCGAAAUCGCGCAAAAACAAUUUUAUUAAGGGAUGUUACUUGAAAAAUGUUUCCGACCGAGACUUCAUGCUUCAUGGCCUACCGUCAGUUGCCAUCGAGGACAAUGAAUAGUACUCAAAGUUUGGUUAACUAUUAGCAUACAAAUUUCAAAAAAAAAAUUACUAUGUACUCGAUAUUUUUUAAACAAUAACCGGGCCUUCAUGACAUUUUUAUUUUAUAUACGUAUGUAUGUCCAUACGUAGAUUGUUAUAUUCAACUACAAAUAAUGAAGUCAUGAGUACAGUACAGUAAGAGUAGACUAGAGGAGCGAGCUAUACAGAGUUGUAAUUACAGAAACAUUCCCUAGCAUUUGACUAUUUCUGCCAACUACAGUAUCAAUAAUAGUGAAUAAAUAUUUUAAA